This is a messenger RNA of Ciona intestinalis (vase tunicate), 3209 nucleotides long. The record is from RefSeq and is a predicted model, not a curated record. NCBI's taxonomy places the organism in Eukaryota, Metazoa, Chordata, Ascidiacea, Phlebobranchia, Cionidae.
AUUUUCUUGAUAUGCGUUUGCGUAUUAUGGAAAAUGAAUGCGUUUGUACGAUUUGUAAUAAACCUAAUUGCGAUCUUAAAAUAGAGCCAGGGACAGCUGAGGUAUAUAUAUAUAUAUAUAUAUAUAUAUAUAUAUAUAUAUAUGUAUGUGUGUAUUGAGAAGGUGAAUACGUUAUGUCAAACACAUGCGCAUAUACUCUAGAACAAACAUGCGGUUGAUGUGCUGUUUUACGGAAGGUUAGGUCGUUUUAGAAGGUGCCAGGUCCAAUCUUGUAUAUAGCGUGACAGGCUGCACGAUUCCCGUGGGCCCUGUUAUGAGAAAAUAGGAAAAUUUUGUUUGGUCGCAGAAAAGGUGUUUUAAACAGACUCAGCAAAAGUUUGUGUGUGCCGGUACAGCUUAUAGUUUUGAAUAAUUCAUGCAAUUAAACUAACCCGUCAUUAGGCUUCUGAAAUAUACCAAAUUCCCUCUUCCGUGAAGAAUGAAUUUUAAAAAAAUUACUAUUAAUAUUGGAAUUACACAAAAACCCAUGAAUGACUUCGGAUUUUAUGUUUUAUAUCUCCGCAUACUCGCAGGGUUUAUUAUAUGUGUUUGCAACCUUAUUACGAUCUCGGUAAAACAUUGGCAUGAGGCGUAGAAGAGGACGACGACUUCAACGCAACAGGUAUUCCGGGGGAUCCAUGUCUGUACCGGUGACCAAGUUUUCCUUGCGAAUGUACGGCAGUCAAAAGGCGGUCGAGCAGGAACAAAAACGACAGGAGAGCGCUGGUUCAUUCGUCAUACAUCCGUACUCAAACUUCAGGUUCUAUUGGGAUUUCUUUACCUUAAUUCUGCUGCUUAUUAGUAUGAUUAUUAUCCCGGUGGCAAUCACGUUCUUUAACGACGAGAUGCGAACGGAUUCCGGGUGGAUUGCGUUUAACCUUUGCCUGGAUUUCUGGUUUUUAAGUGAUAUUAUAAUGAACUUCCAUACUGGUAUUAUUGUGGAAUAUGGAGACGGAGACGUCGUUUUAGAUCUGCCCACAAUUAGAAGCCGUUACCUUCGAUCCUGGUUCGUUAUCGAUCUCAUUUCGACGCUGCCCGUCGAUUACCUGCUACAGUUAACUAGCGGAUCGUCAGCCAGUGCAAGCGCAUCCAGAGCGAUGAAACUUGUUCGGUUUGCGAAGAUCAUUAGCUUGCUACGGUUGCUAAGAAUUUCACGUUUAAUUAGAUACGUGCACCAAUGGGAACAUAUCGUGGGUAUGCAGUACGACUUAGCAGUCGCAGCUGUGCGGAUUUUCAACCUUGUAUGCUUAAUGUUGCUGAUCGGUCAUUGGAAUGGGUGUCUCCAGUUCCUGAUACCAAUGCUUCAUAAUUAUCCUGCUGAUUCCUGGAUCGUUAUCGACAAGUUAGUGGGAAAGCCAUGGGCCGAGCAAUACUCGUGGAGCAUGUUCAAAGCAAUGUCACACAUGUUGUGUAUAGGGUACGGCCAACAACCACCCAAGAACUUGAUGGAUUUGUGGAUGACGAUGCUCUCAAUGGUUUCUGGUGCUGUAUGUUUCGCCAUGUUCAUUGGUCAUGCCACGGCAUUAAUACAGUCUAUGGAUUCAUCCAAGCGACAAUACAAGGAAAAGUACAUGCAAGUGAAGGAAUACAUGCGGUUCAGAAGGCUUCCGAAAACGUUGCGGUCAAAGGUGUAUGAAUAUUACGAAAACCGGUUCCAAGGCAAAAUGUUCGACGAGAACGGAAUACUCAGUGAACUCUCAACUAAUUUACGAGAGGAAGUUGUUAACUUUAACUGUCGCCAUCUAGUAGCUUCAGUUCCAUUCUUUAGCAACGCGGAAUCCGAUUUUGUAACCGAAGUCGUUCAGAAGCUCAAGUACGAGGUGUUUCAACCGAAAGAUGUGAUUGUCAGAGAAGGCGAGAUCGGAAAGAAGAUGUAUUUCAUUCAACAUGGUCUUGUGGAAGUGAAGAACAGCCAUAGAUCUGAACCAAUUAAACAAUUAUCAGAUGGAUCCUACUUUGGGGAAAUAUGUCUGCUGAUAAAUGAUAGAAGAGUCGCAUCUGUUGAAGCUGUUAGCUACUGUUCCACCUACUCCCUGCACGUCAAUGAUUUUAAUUAUUUGCUGAGCGAACAUCCAGUUAUGAGGAAAACACUAGAAAGAGUUGCAGCCGCUCGCCUUUCCAGUUUAGGUCGCCACAACCCAGUAUUGGAGGAAAAAGUAAAAGAAUCGACCAACGGCUACUCGAAGUCAAACGAAAUCGCCGAAGAGAUCGUGCGCCAUGACACACAACUUCUAACCGAAAAAGCGGCUUAUCUUGGUUCAAGCUGCAAUAGACUCAACUUUCGGGAAAGAACUUCGAGCAAUGCUAGUUGUAACAGGCUUAGCGUGCGAGAACGAGCAUCUCAUUGCAAUGAAUCCCCUUCACGCAGGAUAAAAACAAGUGUGUCUUUGGGAACUGACAUGUCUCACUUUGCGUCCGGAUUAUUCCCAAGCUCCAGCAAGAGGCAGAGACAUAGAACGGCCAACAAAGAAGAAGAAAUCACUGAUAUAGAAAUGACGAACGAUAUCGAAAAGUGCGAUGACAUUUUAGAAGUAACUUGCAAAGAACCGGAAUCGCCAAGAUCAAAAUCUCCACGGCCGUUUCGAAAACCGAAGUUUCUGCAAAAUUUGACCUUGCAGAGGUCAAAGUUGUACGAAAGUACAAUAAAGGGCAAAGACAGCGUGAUAGAAUCGUUCCUCAACAAUGUUACGAGGCCCAGAAGCAAGCAGCAGUGUCUCUCAUCUAACGGUUGCUCUUCCCCGCAUAUUUCAACCGCUAGACGAAGUGCUGCGACCGAGGAAAGAAGUUUUGUCGAGCCGACCAUCACAAUUGUGAAUGUCGAACAGUCAAACGAUGAAAAUGACAACUGCGACGCAAACGGCACAAGUCAUAAUAAGAAAAUUGUUUUGUCAAAAGCCGAUGUACAAUGCACUGACCCCCUGAACAACGUAUUAAAAUUACCUGAUUUAAAUAACACACCCAAACAAAGCGACAACAAAACUUGCUUGUUGGGAGAACGCUGCCCAAAAGAUAUUGAAUCAAGAUGCGAACAUAUGAUCGAUGAAAUUAUCUAGUUAAACGCUAUUUUCAUUCCUUUUCGGCAUGUGUAUCGCAGUUAGUGUAUAUCGUUAGUCACUAUACAGUGAGCGAUUUGGUGGUAAUAUAUGAUUGAUUACACUGUGUACACAACA